AUGUUUCGACCUCUAGGGCUUGCCCGGCUUUCCCAAAGGCGUCCGUUUUCGAGCUCUACAUUUCAGCAUGCGGUUCAUAAAUCCAAGUCGUUCAGUAGAAAGACCAAAUAUGAUCCGUCCAAAGACAAAAAAGGUCCCGGCAAGGAUAAAAGAUUCAACAAACUGCUAAUUUCUGAGAAUUACAAAAAGAGCGCCACUGAUCAGGAAGUUCACGAGAGAUUGCCAGUGUUCUCUGCUGAAAACCUGCAUCUUGAUGAGGUUGUUAAAUUCAAGAAAACAAGCUACCAGAAAUUGCACAUCCUUGGUGCGUUCAAACCUAACCAGUUCAACGAACUGUACUCCAGACCUAUUACUCUAUCGCGAAAAGUCGAGACUAGUCAGGUUCAUGAAUUUUUCACCAAGAGCUUGUUGUCCUCAUCGAAAGAAAAUAGAAUGAUAAUAACGGGAGACUUGGGCGUUGGUAAAUCGACGAUGCUUACACAAUUCCAUGCUCUAGCAGUUGAAAAAGACAGCGUGGUUCUUCAAAUUUCGAAUAUGGAUGCUCUUGUUGACGGUUCUAACGAUUUCAAAUACAACAAUGCGACAGGAUUGUAUGAACAGCCAAUGGCAAGCAGAGAUUUGCUUAAGAAGUGGUUUGUUUUGAACAAGAGCGUUUUCAAUAAGAUAAAUCUCUCAAGACCAUAUUCUCCUGCUUUCGAAUCAGUGAAAAAACAAACGCCCAUUACCUUCACCGAAAAGAAUACACUACGUGAAGUUUUGGGAAAAGUUCUGUAUAACCCUGCAGUGAGCCGUGCCGAUGUCUUUCAAUUCUUGAUGGACGAACUUGCAGCUCAGAAAGAAAUUCCUGUGUUUUUAACGAUUGACAACUUUAGUGCCCUUUGUCACUUUGCGAACACUAGGUACAGAGACAUAAACAACAACCCGAUCUACUUCCAAAAAUUUCAAUUGUUGAGAACUCUGGUGGAUUUUAUCAGCGGCGACAGGACAUUCCAGAAAGGCGCCAUUGUCAUGGCGACGAAGUCCGACCACAAGGAUAACGACACCAUCCCUGUUGCGCUUGGAUUACGGGAGCCAGAUUACUACGCCAAAUUUGAUCAGUGGGAUCGCAAAUUUACCGAACAGCUAGUUAAAAACGGCAAUCUAGAACAUCUGCACGUUCAGAGAAUGAGCAGAGAACAAGUUCGCGCUCUUGUGGAGCACAUGCUAGAAUGUAAGAUGAUUCCCCAUGAAAUUGAAAAGAGAGGAUUUUCAAGAGAGGACAAUAUCCAGGAGGUCUUGCCAAGACUAUCCGAGAUGGAGUUCUUACUCUCUGGAAAUGGAAAUCCACGGGAGCUUUACAAAAACUGCGUGUUUUCUUAUAUAUAA
This is a messenger RNA of Ogataea haglerorum, 1365 nucleotides long. RefSeq lists its product as uncharacterized. Lineage: Eukaryota; Fungi; Ascomycota; Pichiomycetes; Pichiales; Pichiaceae. The record is from RefSeq and is a predicted model, not a curated record. Bases 1 to 1365 code for a protein of 454 amino acids. Gene Ontology annotation, biological process: mitochondrial translation. The transcript has a single exon. Gene Ontology annotation, molecular function: structural constituent of ribosome. Gene Ontology annotation, cellular component: mitochondrial small ribosomal subunit.